Molecule: messenger RNA, 2102 nt
Organism: Musa acuminata subsp. malaccensis (wild Malaysian banana)
Lineage: Eukaryota; Viridiplantae; Streptophyta; Magnoliopsida; Zingiberales; Musaceae
Product: protein ALP1-like
Source: RefSeq, a predicted model, not a curated record
AUGUAAGGCUUUGCGUGAGGAGCGCAUGGAGUGGUUUGGCUUUGGCCCAAAGGCUCCGGACUCAACCAAGACUCCACAUGUGGUGGCUGCACCGGCACCGCCCAGAGACAACAAAUCCUCAUUAGAUGCCGCUUCGCUGCUCUCGAUCCGUUCGACACUCCACUCAUCACCCAUGGAAGCUUUGUCUUGUGCAUGCCAUGGAGACAGCAGCAGCAGCAGCAGCAGCAGCGCCACCACGACUCCCCAACUGCAGCAUUCUCGCUCCUGCUAACCUUCUUCUCUUCCCCUGUCGCUAUGACUAGCCUUGCAUGCCUGCCUCGGUCACCCUCCGACACCGUCCACAUCUUGUCCCCACCGAUCUCCUUUAUAAACCUCCUCUCCUCUGGAGAUUGAGAACCUGCCUGUCUCCGUGUCUUCUUCCUUCUAAUUCAAUCGCUUUGGAGUUCGCUGAUCUUUUCUAGACCCUGUCGGCUGACCGCUUGAAUCGAGUUCUCGUUGGUGGAGGCGUGAACAUGGGGCCUGUUCGAGGGUUCAGGAGGAGGAAGAGGGCCGCGAAGGACGCGGCGGCCGCAGGGCAGGAAGGUGGAGACUGGUGGGUUGACUUCUCGAGAAGGAUUACGGGACACUUGUCUUUACCUGAAGAACCGAGAAAGUUUGAGUCAGUUUUCAAGAUAUCAAGGACGACAUUCAACUACAUAUGUGCAUUGGUCAGGGAUGACAUGAUGUCAAAAACUUCACAUUUAGCUUUUGCGGAUGGCAAAAUCCUAUCUGUAGAAGAUCAAGUUGCUGUUGCUCUGAGAAGAUUAAGCUCCGGUGAGUCACUCUUGAAUAUUGGAGUAUCAUUCGGGGUGAACCAGUCAACUGUCUCCCAGGUGACCUGGCGCUUUGUGGAAGCUAUGGAAGAGAGGGGCAUCCACCAUCUCAAAUGGCCGACCACUCAAGAAAUGGAAGAUAUUAAGUGCAAGUUCGAAAAGAUCCGAGGGUUUCCAAAUUGUUGUGGUGUCAUUGGGACUACCCAUAUUAUGAUGUGCCUAUCGUCAGCAGACACUUCUAAUGUUAUAUGGGUUGAUCAUGAGAAGAAACACAGCAUGUUGUUGCAGGCUAUUGUUGACCAUCAGAUGAGGUUCCGAGAUGUAGCCACUGGGUGGCCUGGGAGCAUGAAUGAGUUAUCGGUGUUACGCAGCUCAGGCUUCUUUAAAAUGUGCGAAAAGGGUACAAGGCUGGAUGGAGAAGAAAUGGAGCUGCCUGAAGGUUUUCAAGUGAGAGAAUACAUAAUUGGAGACUCGGGUUUCCCUCUUCUUCCAUGGCUUCUCACUCCUUACCAAGGGAAGGAUCUUUCAGAUGCCAAAACCGAGUUCAAUAAAAGGCUUUCUGCAACCGUGGCGGUGGCACAGAGUGCAUUGGCAAAGCUGAAAGAUAUGUGGAAGAUCAUUGGUGGGGAGAUGUGGAGACCCGAUAAGCACAGACUGCCAAGAAUAAUCCUUGUCUGCUGCUUGCUGCACAACAUAGUAAUAGACUUGGAAGAUGAGGUGAGAGAUGAUGCGCUGUCAUCCCACGAGCACGACACGAGUUACAAGCAGCAACUCUGCAACAUUGCAGACAAUAAUGGAGUCAUGCUUCGCGAUAAGUUGUCCGCAUAUCUGUCUGGCAGAUUGCCACCUUGAAAUGAACAUUGAACUUCUUCCUUCCUCAAUGAUUCUAUCAUUGGAUUUGAUGGCUAAUUGUGUGUUUGCAUUGGCUCCCACUUCCAACUGAAACUUGUGGGAUGAGCUAGAGUUGCAUUCCCGAUUUGUAGAGCAACUAGAAGCAGACUGACCUUGAUGUUGUAAAAGAGAAUGCUGAAAACAAGAUCAAUUGACAAUUGGCAGGGCAGGUCAGUUUUAGCACCAUUGCUUGGCAAAUCCUGAUCUAGUGAUACUGUGAUACAAAAGGAUCAAAAGGUUUGUGGAAUCCAAAUUUAUUGCUUGUUUAUGGAUUACUUGCAAUUUCUGACAGAAGAUUUUAAGUUGGAAUAAACACUUCCAUAAAAAAUACUGUGGGUCUAAUACUCUUGAUUACAUUCCUAAACUUUCUGUGGUAGAUUCAACUUUUUCUCUGGCAAA